Messenger RNA from Halichondria panicea, 14052 nucleotides. RefSeq lists its product as uncharacterized. Gene Ontology annotation, molecular function: protein binding. The transcript has 7 exons. Lineage: Eukaryota; Metazoa; Porifera; Demospongiae; Suberitida; Halichondriidae. Gene Ontology annotation, biological process: signal transduction. The record is from RefSeq and is a predicted model, not a curated record. Bases 1657 to 9093 code for a protein of 2478 amino acids.
CUCCAAGUGACACUCUGGUUUCUGGUCCUGAAGUUUUUCUAAUUGCAUGCGGGCGGGCGGCUUUUCUCAUUAUGUCAUUAUCAAUUUCACCUUAUGAAUCUCAUUAUUUUGCAAAUGAAUAUCAUUAUCACACUAUUUUGUACCACAUGGACCAUUCUGCGCAUGCGUAGUAGAAAUAAUGAGAUAGAAAUCCAAUAAUGAGAUAGAAAUCCAAGAAUAAAAUCUGAUGCGGGCGGUGGACCAGAAACCAGAGUAUCACUUGGAGUGGCCUUAUGGCUAGUUUGACUCACAUGCAUUGAAGGCUGUUGCAGUCUCUUCAGAAUCUUUCGUAGCAUCAACUGUUCGCACAAAGUUUCUAUGCAACUUAUAAGUUAGCCUUGCACUAAAGCGCUAGGUUUUUGUUAGCUACAAAAGUCAGAAAAGAGCUGCAAAGCUAGCUACACUGUUACUUUGUAAUCUGGCCACGCCCUCCCAAACACAGCAUUGACUUCUGCAGACACGCCACUUAUUCCUGUGGAUCUAAUGCGCAUGCACGCUAAUCACCACGUGUGAGAAUAUCCAUCCCAGGCAUCUAGCAGAAUCAAUCUUCUUCUUUGUUGCUUCCUAGAUCCUUGAGGUCCUGGCAUAAGCAGCCACAAAACACAACAAUGAUACCAUAAUUAUACAAUUGAAUAGAUGCAAGUCAGAUUAAUUUAUACACUUUUCCUCUUCUAUACUUCCUCUUCUAUACUUCCUCUUCUAUACUUUUGAGCGAAAGCAAAUCAUGGCAAGAGACAUUAGCACAGCGCCAGCUUGAACACUAGUUAUAGUAUAGAAAUUUUAGAGAAAAUAGGCGUGGUCUAGCUCAGUCACUUGCUAGCUGUACCGUUGAGAGCUUACUCAUGAACAACACAUUCAUGGACUGUAUAGCGAUGGGUCAGACAACUGUUCAGUAUAAUUUAUAGUGUGAUGAUGCCGGCUUAAGCUUGAUGUUUCAAACCUUUAUAAGCGCUCGAAAAAAUAAUUACAGGAACGGUAGGCACUUCUUUUAGGGCCACAAAAAUUAUGCUGAUACUGACAUGGCGCUGUAAUUACUUUAAUUAUACGGUAAUGCUUCGUUCUCAAGAUAUAGACUAUGGUUUGCUAACUUAGAAGGCUUUUGCAGACUCUUCAUCUGACAGACUCGUGUAUAGCAACUGUUACACCUGUUCGCACAAAGUUUCUAUUCAACUUAUGAGUUAAACUUGCACUAUAUAAAGUGCUAGCUGUUUGUUAGCUGCUUAGAAAAGAGCUCGAAUUUUUAAGUUGACAAAAUUAAACUUCAAGUUACAUUGUAGAUCUACACAGUCGUGCUUCUAUCAUUGAAGACCAUGACAUUCAUCAAGCGGGCCAUCAGAUAUAGAUUUCUGUUUCCACUAUUCUAUAAUAAAAAUGUGUGUGUUUUGUCAAACAACAAAAUAAUAUAAGUAAUCAUGGUCGAUCAUUACCCACUCUUUGAGUUUGCAUGCAUGCAGCAAAAUUAAAUGCAAAAAAUGUUCAUCAUUAUAAUGUGUGUAUAAAAGCUAAUAGCUUUAUGUUAUGUAGCUUUUGGUAUCUCCACCGAGGCAUCAGUAUAAAAGAAUUGAAUCAUGUGAUUUUUCUGUAAAUUAAAUUCUGUCACAAUGCAUAGUUCCAUAAAUGGCUGAUGACAGCCAGUCAAGUGAUACUCUCCUGCACACUGCUGCAAGCUGUGGGGACUUAGAUCAGGUCAAAGAGUUGUUGAAAACAAAGCAAUAUGAAGUGAACGUCAGAAACUCACACAACCAAACAUCUCUUCAUCUCGCAUGUGCUAAUGGUCAUCUUGAUACGGUUUGGACACUAGUCAACAACUUUGGUGCUGACAAAGGAGCUUCUGAUUAUGACGGAAAUACACCAUUGCUCUUUGCUGCUAAGAACAAACAUGUGCAAAUAAUUAUCAUGGUAAUCCUAUCAUCAGUGUAUUUCAACAAAUGGCCCUGUUUCUUUAGUCAUAGUGAGAUGGAUUCUCAUGACGUUAAAAUCUUUGAGGAUGUCCUCUUCGAGUAUUAUAAUGAUUCUGAGGCUGUGGAGAAAACUAUGCAUCUGAUAAGCAAAUACUUUGUUGAUUACAAGCAAUUCAAGGAUUAUAAAGAUGAUGGCUUUAUUACAUUGUUUGUAGCUGCAUCACUUGGUCUCAAAGAAUUGCUUAAUCAUUUAGUUACAGAGAAAAAAGUAGACCUAAAUAAAAAAGGUUUCCAUGGCUUGUCUGUUCUCCACGGUGCCUGUGUCGGAGGACACGUACUGCUCACGGAGAGCCUUAUAUCAGAACAUGGUAUUUCACAGAAAGAUAACAGCGGGCACUCAAUUUUGCAUUACGCUGCAUUAGAUGGGAUUCCCUAUUCAUUCAAUGGUGGUCAUAUAGAACUAAUAGACAAACUGGUGAUACAAUAUGGCCUCGAUAUUGGAGAUAGAGAUGAAAAUGGAAACACACCUCUACAUAUGGCAGCCUAUGAAGGACGUGUUGAAACAUUAAGACACCUGAUCAGUAAGCACAGUGCUGAUGUUGAAUGCACUAAUAACCAAAAAAAUACACCAUUGUUGUUAGCUGCACAAAGUGGUAAUACACAUGUUUUGGAUGCGUUAGUCAAAGAAUUCAACAUCAGUUGUCAUGUCCGAGGUGACAAUGGUUAUACUCUCCUUCACUAUGCAUGCUAUGGUGGUCAUAUAGAAAUGAUAGACAAAUUAGUGCUUGAAUAUGGCCUCAAUCCCGCAGAUAAAGAUAAUGAUGGUGACACACCUCUACAUAUUGCAGCCUACGAAGGACGUGUUGAAACAGUGAGACACCUGAUCAUUAAGCACAGUGCUGAUGUUGAAUGCACUAAUAACCAAAACAGUACACUGUUGAUGCUAGCUGCACAAAGAGGUAAUACACAUGUUUUCAAUGCGUUAGUCAAAGAAUUCAACAGCAGUUGUCAUGUCCGAGGUGACAAUGGUUAUACUCUCCUUCACUAUGCAUGUGGUGGUGGUCAUAUAGAAAUGAUAGACAAAUUAGUGCUUGAAUAUGGCCUCGAUCCCACAGAUAAAGAUAAUGAUGGUAACACACCUCUACAUACUGCAGCCUCCAUUAAAGGACGUGUUGAAACAGUGAGACACCUAAUUAGCAAGCACAAUGCUGAUGUUGAUUGCACUAAUAAUCAGAACAAUACUCCAUUGAUGCUAGCUGUGUUUAAUGGUUGUGUGCAUGUUUUGGAUAUGCUAAUCAAAGAAUUCAACAGCAGUUGUCAUGUCCGAGAUGACGAUGGUUAUACUCUCCUUCACUAUGCAUGCGAUGGUGGUCAUAUAGAACUGAUAGACAAAUUAGUGCUUGAAUAUGGCCUCAAUCCCGCAGAUAAAGAUAAUGAUGGUAACACACCUCUACAUGUUGCAGCCAUUGCAGGACGUGUUGAAACAGUGAGACACCUGAUUAGCAAGCACAGUGCUGAUGUUGAUUGCACUAAUAAUCAGAACAAUACUCCAUUGAUGCUAGCUGUGUUUAAUGGUUGUGUGCAUGUUUUGGAUAUGCUAAUCAAAGAAUUCACCAGCAGUUGUCAUGUCCGAGAUGACGAUGGUUAUACUCUCCUUCACUAUGCAUGCGAUGGUGGUCAUAUAGAACUGAUAGACAAAUUAGUGCUUGAAUAUGGCCUCAAUCCCGCAGAUAAAGAUAAUGAUGGUAACACACCUCUACAUAUUGCAGCCGUUAAAGGACAUGUUGAAACAGUGAGACACCUGAUUAGCAAGCACAGUGCUGAUAUUGAUUGCACUAACAACUACAACAAUACACCAUUGAUGGAGGCUGCGCUGAAUGGUCAUGUGCAUGUUUUGAAUAUGCUAAUCAAAGAAUUCAACAGCAGUUGUCAUGUCCGAGGUUACAAUGGUUAUACUCUCCUUCACUAUGCAUGCGAUGGUGGUCAUAUAGAACUGAUAGACAAAUUAGUGCUUGAAUAUGGCCUCAAUCCCGCAGAUAAAGAUAAUGAUGGUGACACACCUCUACAUAUUGCAGCCAUUAAAGGACGUGUUGAAACAGUGAGACACCUGAUUAGCAAGCACAGUGCUGAUAUUGAUUGCACUAACAACUACAACAAUACUCCAUUGAUGCGUGCUGCGCUGAAUGGUUGUGUGCAUGUUUUGGAUAUGCUAAUCAAAGAAUUCAACAACAGUUGUCAUGUUCGAGGUUGCAAUGGUUAUACUCUCCUUCACUGUGCAUGCGAUGGUGGUCAUAUAGAACUGAUAGACAAAUUAGUGCUUGAAUAUGGCCUCGAUCUCGCAGAUAAAGAUAAUGAUGGUGACACACCUCUACAUAUUGCAGCCAUUAAAGGACGUGUUGAAACAGUGAGACACCUGAUUAGCAAGCACAGUGCUGAUAUUGAUUGCACUAACAACUACAACAAUACACCAGGGAUGGUUGCUGUGUGGACUGGUCGUGUGCAUGUUUUGGAUAUGCUAAUCAAAGAAUUCAACAGCAGUUGUCAUGUCCGAGAUUACAAUGGUUAUACUCUCCUUCACUAUGCAUGCGGUGGUGGUCAUAUAGAACUGAUAGACAAAUUAGUGCUUGAAUAUGGCCUCGAUCUCGCAGAUAAAGGUAAUGAUGGUAACACACCUCUACAUAUUGCAGCCGUUAAAGGACAUGUUGAAACAGUGAGACACCUGAUUAGCAAACACAAUGCUGAUGUUGAUUGCACUAAUAAUCAGAACAAUACUCCAUUGAUGCUAGCUGUGUUUAAUGGUUGUGUGCAUGUUUUGGAUAUGCUAAUCAAAGAAUUCAACAGCAGUUGUCAUGUCCGAGAUGACGAUGGUUAUACUCUCCUUCACUAUGCAUGCGAUGGUGGUCAUAUAGAACUGAUAGACAAAUUAGUGCUUGAAUAUGGCCUCAAUCCCGCAGAUAAAGAUAAUGAUGGUAACACACCUCUACAUAUUGCAGCCGUUAAAGGACAUGUUGAAACAGUGAGACACCUGAUUAGCAAGCACAAUGCUGAUGUUGAUUGCACUAAUAAUCAGAACAAUACUCCAUUGAUGCUAGCUGUGUUUAAUGGUUGUGUGCAUGUUUUGGAUAUGCUAAUCAAAGAAUUCAACAGCAGUUGUCAUGUCCGAGAUGACGAUGGUUAUACUCUCCUUCACCAAGCAUGCGAUGGUGGUCAUAUAGAACUGAUAGACAAAUUAGUGCUUGAAUAUGGCCUCAAUCCCGCAGAUAAAGAUAAUGAUGGUAACACACCUCUACAUAUUGCAACCAUGAGAGGACGUGUUGAAACAGUGAGACACCUGAUUAGCAAGCACAGUGCUGAUGUUGAUUGCACUAAUAAUCAGAACAAUACUCCAUUGAUGCUAGCUGUGUGGACUGGUCAUGUGCAUGUUUUGGAUAUGCUAAUCAAAGAAUUCAAUAGCAGUUGUCAUGUCCGAGAUUACAAUGGUUAUACUCUCCUUCACUAUGCAUGCGGUGGUGGUCAUAUAGAACUGAUAGACAAAUUAGUGCUUGAAUAUGGCCUCGAUCUCGCAGAUAAAGGUAAUGAUGGUAACACACCUCUACAUAUUGCAGCCAACUUCGGGCAUGUUGAAACAGUGAGACACCUGAUUAGCAAGCACAGUGCUGAUAUUGAUUGCACUAAUAAUCAGAACGAUACUCCAUUGAUGUGUGCUGCAUGGAAUGGUCGUGUGCAUGUUUUGGAUAUGCUAAUCAAAGAAUUCAACAGCAGUUGUCAUGUUCGAAGAUACAAAGGUUGGACUCUCCUUCACUAUGCAUGCUGUGGUGGCCAUAUAGAACUAAUAGACAAAUUAGUGCUUGAAUAUGGCCUCAAUCCCGCAGAUAAAGAUAAUGAUGGUAACACACCUCUACAUAUUGCAGCCGUUAAAGGACAUGUUGAAACAGUGAGACACCUGAUUAGCAAGCACAGUGCUGAUAUUGAUUGCACUAACAACUACAACAAUACACCAUUGAUGGGUGCUGCGCUGAAUGGUCGUGUGCAUGUUUUGGAUAUGCUAAUCAAAGAAUUCAACAGCAGUUGUCAUGUCCGAGGUUACAAUGGUUAUACUCUCCUUCACUAUGCAUGCGAUGGUGGUCAUAUAGAACUGAUAGACAAAUUAGUGCUUGAAUAUGGCCUCGAUCUCGCAGAUAAAGAUAAUGACGGUAACACAUCUCUACAUGUUGCAGCCAUUAAAGGACAUGUUGAAACAGUAAGACUUUUGAUUACCCAACACAAAAUUGAUAUUAAUAUCACUAAUAAUGUUUACUCUACCCCAUUGUGUUUAGCAGCUGAAGGUGGUCAUGAGAUCGUGAUUCAUGCCUUUAGUAAAGAGUUUAAAUGCAGCCCACAUAACAGAGGCUACAAUGGUCAAACUCUGCUUCACUAUGCUUUCCAAAAUGGUCACGUAGAACUAUUGUAUAAACUGGUAGUUCAAUAUAAGGUGGAUCCAACAAUUAGAGACAAUGAUGGGAACACACCUCUACAUCUUUUGUGUCCUACACCGCAUACUGAAGACAUGCUAAGAACAAUCCUUUGCAAGUACCAGUACUGGACAGUGUUUCAAGUUAAUAAUAAAGGUAACACCCCUCUUCACACAGCAACUCUAUAUGGGCAAGCUCAUUGUGCACGUUUACUAUUGCAGAAGUAUGAAGCUCCACUUUUUGUGCGAAAUACAGAUGGGAAGACAGCCCUUGAUUUAGCUAAACUUCAGAGAAAACAAGAAAUUGUUACAAUUUAUGAAAAUCAUACUUCCAAACUCCAGUUAACCUAUGAGCAACUAGACGAACUUGCUAAAAAAGAGUUUACUGGUGAAAAGAACCUCACCAGAAUAUUUGUUGUAGGGCAUCCAGGUGCAGGGAAAUCCACGCUUGUUGAGACUAUCAAAAAGAAAGGUUUCUUCAGCUACUUCAGCACAUCAACUGUUGCCCCUCACACUGCAGGCAUUAUUCCAAGUACAUAUGACAGUAGUUAUUAUGGAAGAAUGAUAAUCUAUGAUUUUGCUGGUGAUUCCGAGUACUACUCCUCACAUGCUGCAAUUAUGGAGUCAAUCAACACAUCAAAAGGAAGUAAUAUAUAUUUGAUAGUUUGUGAUUUGAGUAAAGGCGAAGAAGCUGCUGCCACUAAAUACAGCUACUGGCUUUCAUUUCUAUCAUACAAUAUUAAGCAAUUCUCAAACAUGAUUAUCCUACCAGUGGGAAGCCACGCUGAUGUAAUCAAUAAAACAUCAGUUGAACAAGUGUUACGUGUUCUUGACAGCGUAUCCCAAAAGUUCUGUAGCAGCUCUAAGAUUGAUGGCUUUCAAAUUGAACAAAGUGUUUCUCUUGAUUCUCGUAAACGAGGGACUGUAGUAAAUGACAUAAAAGAACUCACUAAGAAAUUUUCCAAUUUGGUAUCCCUUUCCCCAGAGACAAGCACACUCUUGGGAUUGUUGAAGAAAGACUUUGAACAUGUUCCAGCUUGCAAAGUAAGCCUCCUUAUCUCUCACAUAGAAGAUACUGGAAUUCCACUGCCACUAAAUUCUUCAUCACUAUACACUCUCGUAAGAGAGUUGCAUGAUUUGGGUCUGCUAAUGAUGAUAGAGAGAGAAGGGGACUCCAUUGAGAACCAUAUAAUAAUUCUCAAGAUAUCAACAUUCACAUCAAAUGUACACAAAAAACUCUUUUCAGAGUCUGCUAAAGCUGACCUCACAGAGCACAUUGAUCAACUCAAGUUUAGCGUAGGUAUUAUUCCAGAAUCACUACUGGAGAGAGUACUGCCAGAGUACAUCACAAAAGAAAGUCUACUUAAGCUGCAGUACUGUCACGAAAUUGAGAAUUUGUACGUGGAAGAGGACCACACUCUUUCUCAACUCACUUCAGAACCUGUACCAACAGAUAGUGCCAGUAAAGAGAAAUCUCAUUUAUUUUUCCCUGCUCUGUGUGAUCUCAAGCUUGAGGACAUUCAAUGGCCUAAAUCCGAAGGUGAUAAGAUUACUUUGGGAUGGUAUGCUAAAUGUGAUGGUGACAGAUUCGACUUCUUUCCAACACGAUUUCUUCAUGUGCUUAUCGUUCACCUCUCUCACAACUUUGCACUAAAACAAAUCCUGCCCACAAGACACAGACUCUCCACUACAGCUUCCAAUUCUUUGAUUGCUGAGGUACAUGCUGCCAAUCCUAGCUGUCAUGUCUGGUCGACUGGUCUGCAUUGGCUUAUGAAGAAUGGAGUGGAAGUGUUUGUCGAUAUGCCUAAAGAAGCUGAUAGUAAAGAACUGGUUGUACUAGCAAGGAGUGACGUCCGAAAUCAAGCCAAGUGUUCUGAAACUCUACAUCAAGUUAUUCAAAAGGUAGUGGAAGCAAAAAUGGAGUUCUGUGCUAGUAUAUUGCCUACUGUUUACCUUCUUGAUCCAAGCAACCUCAAAGAUGAACCUUUUAUGAAUGCUUUGAGUUCAUCUAAAUACGCUCUUAGUGAUAUCGAAGAAGCACUAGCAGAAGGCACUGAGGAAGUUGCCGAUAAAGACAGGCAAUGCUUCUCCACUCCGAUCAAAGAAUGGAUUAGCCCAACAAGAUGGGCCAUAUCUUACUGGAAUUUGUUUUUUCCAAUGAAUACUUUCUUGGUUCAUUCUGCUUUGCAAGAAGUAAAGGAUGCUCAAUGGAAACUGCUAGGAAUGAGUCUUCCGAUCCCCUGGAACAAAUUAGAUGACAUUGAGAAUAAUGACUCAUCAUACCCUGGUGACAUUGCUAAGAAAGAAGAAGUAAUUCGACUAUGGAUGUCUCAAGAACCCACCUGGAUAGUGUUGGUAGAUGCUCUCAAUCAAUCUGCAUAUGAAUGGUCACAGAAUUCAAGUCAAAUCUCACAAAAGCAUAAUGUGCCUCUACAAAAGAAAAUUCUCGAAAAAGAUUCAUCUCUCCGUCCUGACGAGGACUUUCUCCAAUCAUUUGCUGCCGUCAUUGGCUCUCGUUGGCAGUGUCUUGCUUUUCCCCUCUCCCUCACUUCUGAAGACAUUGUGAGCAUCAAGAGAGAGACAAGAGGAGCAGAGCCUACCAGACAAGCACUCGUCAUGCUGCAGAAGUGGGCAGCCAGGGAGACGGCAAUUUAUGGUCAGUUGAGAGAGAGACUCCGUACACUCUCAGUGUUUAAUAUCUGAGAAAAGUAUGUAGAUAAUUAUAGCUGUUUACGAAAAUGUAUCACCUUGUUUGUGUCACUCAUGCUUUGCCAUUAAAUUUAAACAACAAUGUCACAACUGCACUUUCAAUUUUUUACACUGCGUAUACAACCUUCAAAAAAGCACUUUAAUGUUGUCAAUUCUUAUUAGUUAAUUAUGCUCCCUCAAGUAAUUUUUGUAGCUUCAAAUAGUGUUGUACAAAAACUUCUGUAACAGUUCCAAGAUUGAUGAUUUACAAAGCAUUGCUCUGAUGUUGUAAACGAGAAGCUGUAAAUUACUUAUUGUCCUCUGUCGGAUUUUCCCCAGAGACAAGCUCUUUUCUGGGAUUGUUGAAACACUUUGACUAUAUUCCAGCUUGCAAAGUAAGUCUCCUUAUCUCUCACAUAGAAGAGACUUAAAUCCGGCUCACACCCUAAGAGAAUUACUCACAUCAGGUGUACCCAUAAUGAUCAAUUUAAAAGCAGACGUCAUCAGUCAACUCAAGCUCAGGGUAGUCAUCAUUAUAACAAAAUGCUACUGCAUCGCUACUGCAUGGAAAAAAUACUACCACAAACUGCAGUACUGCUGAGAAUUUUAUAAGUGGAAGAGUACCACAGCCUUUCUCGAACUCACUUCAGAACCAGUACCAACUGAGAGUGCCACUAUAAAGAGAAAUUUCGUCUCCUUUUUGUGAUCUCUGGAUCAAAGGUGACCAAGGAUUUUUUGCUAAAUGUGAUGAUGGCAAAUUUGACUAUUUCCUAACGAUUUUGUUAUCUCAUUUCUCUCACACAGCUUUUCAUGAAAACAAAGCUUGCCAACAAGCCGCAGGCUCUGUAUAAUAUUGAACUUCUAAUUCUUCUACUUCUUUGAUUGCAGAGGUCCAAUUAUGCUGCCAAUCCUCGCUGUCAUGUCUGGUCUACAUGUAGUAAAUGAAAUAAAGGAACUAGCGAAGAGAUUAGAGUCUCUUUCCCCGGAGACAAGCACACUUCUGGGAUUGUUGAAGAAAGACUUUGAACAUGUUCCAGCGUGUAAAGUGAGCCUCCUUAUCUCUCACAUAGAAGAUACUGGAAUUCCUCUGCCACUAAAUUCUUCAUCACUAUACGUUCUCAUACAAGAGUUACAUGAUUUGGGUCUGCUAAUGGUGAUAGAGAGAGAAGGGGACUCCAUUGAGAACCACACAAUCAUUCUCAAGAUAUCAACCCUCACAUCGGAUGUACACAAUAAACUGUUUUCAACGUCUGCUAAAGCUGACCUAACCAAGCAUAUCGAUCAACUCAAGCUCAGCGUAGAUAUUAUUCCAGAAUCACUACUGGAGAGAGUACUACCAGAGUACAUCACAAAAGAAAGUCUACUUAAGCUGCAGUACUGUCAAGAAAUCGAGAAUUUGUACGUGGAAGAGGACCACAGUCUUUCUCAAAUAACUUCUGUAUAUACCAGUACCAACAGAGAGUUCCACUAAAGAGAAAUCUCAUCUAUUUUUCCCUGCUCUAUGUGAUCUCAAGCUCGAGGAAAUUCAACGGCCAACAUCCAAAGGUGAUAAAGUUGCUUUGGGAUGGUAUGCUAAAUGUGAUGGUGACAGAUUUGAUUUCUUCCCAACAAGAUUUCUUCAUGUGCUUAUCGUUCACCUCUCUCACAACUUUGCACUGAAGCAAAGCCUGCCAACAAGACUCUCCACUACAGCUUCUGAUUCUUUAAUUGACGAUGUAUAUGCUGCCAAUCCUAGCUGUCGUGUUUGGUCAACUGGUCUGCAUUGGCUUAUGAAGAAUGGAGUGGAAGUAUUUGUCGAUAUGCCUAAAGACGCUGAUAGUAAAGAACUAAUUGUACUAGCAAGGAGUGACAUCCGAAAUCAAGUCAAUUGUUCCGAAACUCUGCAUCAAGUUAUUCAAAAUGUAGUAGAAGCAAAAGUUGAGUUUUGUGCUGGUAUAGUGCCUACUGUUUACCUUCUUGAUCCGAGCAAUAUCAAGGAUGAGCCUUUUACAAAUGCUAGAAAUUCACCUAAAUACGCUCUUAGAGAUAUUGAAGAAGCACUAGCAGAAGGCCCUGAGGAAGUUGCUGAUAAAGACAGACAAUGCUUCUCCACUCCAAUCAAAGAUUGAAUCAGCCCAACAAGAUGGGCCAUAUCUUACUGGAGUAAGUUUCACGCACACAUUAAACCCACGUAUUUCAUUUAUUAUAGUACUAUAGACUUGUUUUUUCCAAUGGAUACCUUCUUGGUUCGUUCUGCUUUGCUAGAAGUAAAGGAUGCUCAAUGGAAACUGCUAGGAAUGAGUCUUCCAAUCCCCUGGAACAGAUUAGAUGACAUUGAGAAUAAUAAAUCAUGGUGAUAAUGCUAAAAAAGAAGAAGUAAUUCGCCUGUGGAUGUCUCAAGAACCCACGUGGAUAGUGUUGGUAGACGCUCUCAGUCAAUCUGCAUAUGGAUGGUCACAGAAUUCAAGUCAAAUCUCACGAAAGCAUAAUGUACCUCUACAAAAGAAAGUCAUCUGCGAAAUCAAUUCAUCCAUCCGUCCUGACAAGGAUUUUCCAAUCGUUUGCUGUCAUUAUUGGCUCUCGAUGGCAGUGUCUUGCUUUUCCCCUCUCCCUCACUUCUAAAGACAUUGUGAGCAUCAAGAGAGAGACAAGAGGAGCAGAGCCGACCAGACAAGCACUUGUCAUGCUGCAAAAGUGGGCAGCCAGGGAGACGACAACUUAUGGUCAGUUGAGAGAGAGACUCCGUACAUUUUCAGUGUUUCAUAUCUGAGAAAGUAUGUAGAUAAUUGUAGCUGCUUACAAAAAUUUAUCACCCAAUGCUUUUCAGAACUCAUACUUUGCCAUUAAAUUUAAGCAACAUUAUUUUUACUACUGCAUGCACUUUCAAUUUUACUUUUUUUUAAGUGCCCUGUAAUAUAUACACUGUAUAUAACUUUCAAAAAGCACAUAAUUUUGUUAGCCUUUACUAAUUCUAUUAAUGCUCCCACAAGUAAUUUUUGUACUGCAGCUAGAGCUUCAGCUAGUAUUGUACAGAACUUCUGUAACAGCUCCAAGAUUGAUGAUUUACAAAGUAUUGCUCUGAUGUCGUAAACGAGAAGCUGUGAAUGACUUAUACAAGCUCUCUUCUGGGAUUGUUGAAAAACACUCUGACUACAUUCAAGCUUGCAAAGUAAGUCUCCUUAUCUCUCACACAUAGAAGAGACUGUAUAUAAUUCCGCUCACACCCUAAGAGAGUUAUACUCGCAUCAGAUGUACCUAUAAUCAUCAAAUAUUGUCAAAGUCUGCUAAAGCGGACGUCACCAAGUACAUCGAUCAACUCAAGUUCAGCGUAGCCAUAAAUAUUACAGAAUUGCUACUGCAUGGAAAAAUAUUAUCAGAAUAUACCACAAGCUGCAGUACUGCCACGAAAUUGAGAAUUUGUAUGUGGAAGAGGACCACAGUCUUUCUCAACUCACUUCAGAACCAGUACCAAUUGAGAGUGCCACUAAAGAGAAAUCUCAUCUUGCUUUUUUUGAUCUCUGGGUCAAAGGUUACCCAGGAUUUUAUGCUAAAUGUGAUGUUCGUAGAUUUGACUAUUUCCUAACGAUUUCUUCAUCUCAUUUCUCUCACAGCUUUUCAUGAAAACAAAGCUUGCCAACAAGCCACAGGCUCUCUAUAAUAACCUCUGAAUAUUGAUUUUCUGAUUCUUCUACUUCUUCGAUUGCAGAGGUUCAAUUAUGCUGCCAAUCCUCGCUGACCUGUGUAGUGUACAUGUAUACUUGGUAUGCAGGCUUAUGAAGAAUGGAGUGGGUGUAUUUGUCGAUAUGCUUAAAGACGCUGAUAGGAAAGAACUGAUAGCGAGAAGUGGCAACAAAACAUAAAAUGUGCUAACACUCUGCAUCUAGUUAUUCAGAAUGUUGUGGAAACAAAAUUGAUUUCUGUACUGCCUUCUGUUUUUACCUUCUUGAUCCGAGCAAUCUCAAGGAUGGAUGAAACUUUUACGAAUGCUAGAAAUGCACCUAAAUAUGCUCUAAGAGAUAUUGAUGAAGCAUUAGCAGAAGGAACUAAGCAAGUCAUGGAAAGAAGGAUAUGCUUCUCUAUUCCGAUGAAAGAUUGGGUCAUCCCAAAAGAUGGACUGGAUCUACAUAAUAAUUACUGGAGCACUGAUUAACUUACCGAUAAAGACAGAAAAUGCUCCACUUCAAUCAACAUUGGAUCAGCUCACACACAGAUUAAUUUGUUGUUUCCGAUGUGUGAGUCCAUGAUCGACUCUGCUUUGAACUGCUUAGGAAUGAAACGAAGCAUCCUUCCCUGGUGACAUUGCUAAGAAAUAAUUCGACUGUGAAUGUCUCAAGAACCCAUCUGGAAAAUGUUGGUAGAUGCUCUUGUAGUCAACCUAUGAUUGGAUUGUCCAACGAAACAAGUCAAAUCUCACAAGAGCACAACGUGCUUCUACACAAGAAAAGCAUUAUCAAAAACAAUCAUCUGUCCGUCCUGACGAUAAAACUUUCUCCAAUCAUUUGCUGCCAUCAUUGGCUCUCGUUGGCAGUGUCUUACUUUUCCCCUCUCCCUCACUUCUGAAAACAUUGUGAGCAUCAAGAGAGAGACAACCAGAUGACAAGCACUCGUCAUGCUACAUGGUCAUACACUUUCCGUGUUUCAUAUCUGUACCACAUUAUGUGUAGAUUUAACUGCAUGCAUUCACAUACUGUAGAUAUAGCUGUUCAAUCCAAUUAACACAUGUUUGUGUCACUGAACUUUCAGAACUCAUGCCUUGCCACUUAAGCAAUACUGCUGCACUUCCAAUUGUCAUUUUUUCUACUGAUAUAAUUAUAUGCAACAUCUUACAUCCUUCAAAAUUAGCACAUUUUUGUUACUAGCUACUGUACAGUUAUUCUAAUGUUGUCAAUUCUGACAUGAAUGAAAUGAAUUUUUGCACUCAGUUCUAUAGCUAAUGGCCGGUUGUGCAUGCAAUGUCAUGACUUAAUUAUGUACUGUGUUAUUCAUCAGUCACUG